AUGGAUGGAAUUUAUUUUUACAACGGAGUUUGGGAGCAUAUUGAUUCUGAAGCCAACGUUAAAGUGGGGGACAUCAUUCAUUACCAGACCAUCCUUAGAAGGAAGAAUGUCCUAAAAGAAUUGAAAUGGAAAUCUGUGAACUUGCUGCCUGAGAAUGCUGUCGCUCCUGUAAGAAGUCUUCGCAAGGUCACCGUAUUUCGUGACGAUUUUAACACUUUUGAUAAAAGCCACUACAAGAUAGAAAUUACCGCUGCUGGUGGAGGGAAUGGAGAAUUCCAAGUUUACACCCCAGAACAAAGCAACAUAUAUGCUGCUCACGGCUUUCUUUACAUUAAACCGACAUUAACAGUAGAUCACCCAUCCUUUACGGAAUCUGACUUGUACAAUGGACAGAUGGAUGUCCCAACGGUGUGGGGUGCUUGUACAAAAGCAAUGCACCAUGGUUGUCACAAAGCAGCCUAUGGUAAUGGACAAGAAAUACUUAAUCCCGUCAUGUCCGGUCUAAUUUACACCCAUGCCGCAAUCAAAUAUGGACGGGUCAAUGUUCGAGCUAGAAUACCCAGAGGUGACUGGCUUUGGCCAGCCAUUUGGUUGAUGCCAACAAAUAGUGUGUACGGAAGCUGGCCUCGAUCUGGAGAAAUUGACGUCAUGGAAGCCAGAGGAAACAGGCUAAUGAAUACAGAUACCGGAAUCAACCGGGGAAUUCAUCAAAUUGCUUCAACACUGAAUUGGGGACCCGACCCUCGUCAUAGUGCGGGAAGACUAACUCAUAAACCAUUACAGUCAACCCAUGGCGACUGGCAUAAAUGGCACGUUUUCUCUCUUGAGUGGACAGAACAACAUGUCAUUUGCUUGGUUGAUGACCAAGAAAUACUACAUGUGAACACACCUCCUGAAGGUUUCUGGAAGUUUGGACACUUUAAUGGAACAAACAUCUGGGGAAAUUCUCUGAAUGCCCCUUUUGACCAACCAUUCCAGCUCCUGUUGAAUGUGGCUGUGGGUGGAACAAAGUACUUCCCCGAUAAUUUACACUAUGAUACACCUAAACCAUGGCGCAACGACUCCCCACACCCCAUGAGGGAUUUCUGGGAGAAAAGAAAUGUUUGGCUUCCAACUUGGCAUGGCGAUAAUAUUGCUUUUCUAAUUGAUUAUGUAGAAAUGAUACAAUAUUAAAAUUAUUGGAGCAACAUUAAUUUUGUGGAUGAACUAUUA
Molecule: messenger RNA, 1212 nt
Organism: Saccostrea echinata
Lineage: Eukaryota; Metazoa; Mollusca; Bivalvia; Ostreida; Ostreidae
Product: beta-1,3-glucan-binding protein-like
Exons: 11
Coding region: 1-1173 (390 amino acids)
Biological process (GO): carbohydrate metabolic process
Molecular function (GO): hydrolase activity, hydrolyzing O-glycosyl compounds
Source: RefSeq, a predicted model, not a curated record